This is a messenger RNA of Labeo rohita (rohu), 1223 nucleotides long. RefSeq names its product ribonuclease inhibitor-like. The record is from RefSeq and is a predicted model, not a curated record. Gene Ontology annotation, molecular function: protein binding. The transcript has 5 exons. Bases 1 to 759 code for a protein of 252 amino acids. Lineage: Eukaryota; Metazoa; Chordata; Actinopteri; Cypriniformes; Cyprinidae.
AUGGUGGAGCGCAAGAGAACAACACAGUCUGAAGGAGCUGCUCACUUAACGAUUAAACGUUGGCUGCGGGGCUGCAGUAUUGGAGAGGAAGGCUGUGCUGCUCUGAUUUCAGCUCUGAGAUCAAACCCCUCACACCUGAGAGAACUGGAUCUGAGCUGGAAUAAACCAGGAGACUCAGGAGUGAAUCUGAUCUCUGCUCUACUGGAGGAUCCACACUGUAAACUACAGAAACUAUGUGUUUCCAGCUGUCGUAUUACACAGAAAGGCUGUGCUGCUCUGAUUUCAGCUCUGAGAUCAAACCCCUCACACCUGAGAGAACUGAAUCUGAGUAAUACACCAGGAGACUCAGGAGUGAAGCUGCUCUCUGCUCUACUGGAGGAUCCACACUGUAAACUGGAGAAACUACAGCUGCGGGGCUGUAUUAUUGGAGAGGAAGGCUGUGCUGCUCUGAUUUCAGCUCUGAGAUCAAACCCCUCACACCUGAGAGAACUGGAUCUGAGCUACAAUAAACCAGGAGACUCAGGAGUGAAUCUGAUCUCUGCUCUACUGGAGGAUCCACACUGUAAACUACAGAAACUACUUGUUUCCAGCUGUGGUAUUACACAGAAAGGCUGUGCUGCUCUGAUUUCAGCUCUGAGAUCAAACCCAUCACACCUGAGAGAACUGGAUCUGAGCGGUAAUAAACCAGGAGACUCAGGAGUGAAGCUGCUCUAUGCUCUAUUGGAGGAUCCACACUGUAAACUGGAGAAACUACAGUGAGUCUCAUCACAUCUCAGUAACUAUAAGGUUUCAAGUAAAAUGCAAAAUUACUCAGAUAUUUUUUCUAUAGCAGUGGUUUUGAUUGUUGUCCUCUCACUCUCAGUCCAAACCUUUUUUUUUUUAAUAAUGUAAAUUAAUUAAUUAAUUAAUUGUGAUCUUAUUAAUUAUUAUAUUUUUAUGGAGCCUUUUUUUUUCAAAACCAGCACUGUAGUGUUUUUUUUUAAGUGACUGCUAGAAUCUAGAAAUGUUUCUGUCAUUACUGCACACCAGUAUUAGAGUACAAUCGGGCUAAAUACACGAGUCUCCUCCGAGUUUUCAGGCAAAUGAAUAUUGAAUGCAACUUCCAAAGGGAAAAUAUAGAAAUAUUUAAGGUGGCAACAAUGGCCUCACCAGUAUGGGGCAAAAUGUCCACAAUAUUGAUACAAAUAUUUCAACUGAAGUAAUAUGUUUUGCAUAAUAUCUAA